Messenger RNA from Haliotis rubra (blacklip abalone), 2575 nucleotides. RefSeq names its product G-protein coupled receptor 84-like. Gene Ontology annotation, molecular function: G protein-coupled peptide receptor activity. The record is from RefSeq and is a predicted model, not a curated record. The transcript has 5 exons. NCBI's taxonomy places the organism in Eukaryota, Metazoa, Mollusca, Gastropoda, Lepetellida, Haliotidae. Gene Ontology annotation, cellular component: membrane. Bases 1053 to 2483 code for a protein of 476 amino acids. Gene Ontology annotation, biological process: neuropeptide signaling pathway.
CACUUUCAUCUGAGUAAAUUUCAAUCAAGAAAUCUCAUCUUUAAGCCACUAAACAAACACCAAUCAGCUGCAAGACCAGAUCGGUGAACAUCAAAGGAAAAACAAGGUCUGCUUCAUGUGCAUAGUUUCAAACCUAAAGGUCUGCUUCGUGUGCAGACACCAACCAAUACUGCUUGCACGGUUAUCUAUCGAUUCGAAGAUAUGUUCAUUCAUGAAAAUAAUUUAGUUUUCAGUUAAAAAAUCUUUUUUUUAUUGGUUCAUUUUCGUCUAAGAUAAAUUCUGAUAAGACUGAAAUGAAAUAUCCGGGAUUUAUAUAUGUGGUAGCAUUGCUUGGCAUACACAAUAUUAACUACAUGACACGCACUAUUUACAAACACACUUCUUCCACUCGUCAGCGAGACUGAAACGAAAAUGAAAGCUGUUGUAAAUUUGUUGUACAAUAUGUUUUCUUUGUAUGAUACGUAGAUAAGAAUGGAUAAUGUGUUGUCUUGUGCAUAUGGCCCAGAUCCCAAAUCAGGUGGACAUCACGGAGUGUCCAUGGAUAGGUGACCAUGUUUGACAGGUUGACUCCUGAGGGUUUCUAGAACCUCAGUUCUGCCCCACAACGAUACACAUGUGACACAAGUGGCCUCACCUUUGGCAAGUGAGUUUGUUCACAAUUGCCUCUGUUCACCGAUCAGUGAAUGGGUACCCGGUGGGAUACGUCAUAUGACUAUUAACCUUCUAGCGCCUCACAGGCAGCUUGGUUAUCCGGGGAAAUAAUGUCAGCAUGUUGUAUGCUCUUAAAGCAUGCCCUUGCGGCGUUGAGCUCAGUGCUAUAUAAGUGGCCACAUCAUGCAGUACUGAAUAACACCCUUGAAGUUCACAUCCUGCUUUGUGUUAUUUGCUUUGAGCUGCGGAGUGCGAAGGGCGUAUAUAUGCAACAAUCUGUUAUACGACUUCAUCAGCCGACAGCUACCUAUAUGUGACCAGUGUGGUCUUGUGAACACUGAGGAUAUUAUUGAUACUCCACCAUCCAUUGUAUGAUAACCUUUUGUUUUCUUUGAUUUGAGAUGAACGGCACUGACAGAAAAAUCACGUUUGGCAGGAGAACAGUGGUUGACAAUGAAACUAUGUUUGAUGACGUUAGUGCAACAGGUGCUGCACUUGAACAAUAUAGCGAUCGGGUAGCAUUGCAACUGACGCCCGUCGCUCUCUUCUUGGGGAUACUGAUGCUGGUGGGUUUCUUUGGGAAUUUAAUGGCAUGUUACAUCUACACGGUCAGGUUGAAGGCCGUUUCUUCUCGAUUGUUCCUGGUUGCGCUUGCUGUGUUGGAUCUGAUCAUGUGUAGCUUGUGCAUCCCAGUGGAGAUCGUCUCUAUACGGUACAUCUACCUCUUCAACCACAACUGGCUUUGUAAGUGUUUUGGCACACUGUUACUGUAUUGUUCUGUAGCCUCUGGAUCAAUCCUUGUGGCUAUUGCGGUGGACAGAUACAAACUGAUAUGUAAACCAUUUGGAAAGCAGAUGACACUACGGAAAACCAGGAGAACCAUUUAUCUUUGUUUGUUUGCAACUGGUAUCGCUUCCGUACAAUCAGGGAUUACGAUAGGGACACGGACUGUACCAGUUCCAAAUUCAAAUAUCUCAGGAUAUACAUGUGCAACCAGUGACGACAUGAUAAACACAUACUAUCCUUUGGUGUACAAUGUAGUUAUGGUAAUAUUAUUUGUGACGGGGAUUGUCAUAUUAUCUACAUUAUAUUUCCGUAUUCUAAUGCGGGCAAGAAAACAGAUGAAGUUUCGAGAAAAGUUAAAAAGGGAUAAGUUUGUGCAUUUAGAGGAUUUAGGUGAUAAACCGUUGGCUGACGCAACACAUCAGACACGCGCUAAAGAACAGGGAGAAUCUCACUCGGGAGAUGCAGACUUUGAGGGGGUGUCAAGGCAAGGAGGACGCUCUAACUCCAACGCAUUCAAGCCGCUGUGCUGUAGAUGGACUAGAGCAUUGUCAAGAAAUACCGAUAAAUGUGAUUUUUCUGGUGGAGACAGUCAUUUGUUGAGCAUACCUACGGAUCAGUGGACACUUCCGGCUGCUGAGGAAGCAGUCCAAAUAAAUGUCGCCUGUGCAAGACGAAACAUGUCCUUGGACAAAAAUGAUGGUUCUCUAUCAGAGAUUGAUCAGGUGCCAAGAGAACAAAAGGACGAUGCUCCAGAGCAAACGGAAAGGGCUAUGGCGUCGAAGACGACCACUAUGAUGAUUGUCAUAACAGUGGUGUUUGUGGUGAGUUUCCUGCCCCAUCUCUGUGCAAUGGGAGCCCGCUCUAUUCUUCAGAAAACAUUUGAGGACCUUGACGGAUCACCUCUGGUGAUGUAUCACCUGUGUCUUCGCUCGUAUUUUAUAAAUUCUGCAGUUAAUCCGCUGGUGUAUAGUUUCUUCAACCUCAAGUUCAGGAAUGAGGUUAAAGGUGUUUUUAGAAGGCUCUGUGGCAGAAACACAGGGACGUAGAAUAUAUAGCAUGUCAUCAUUAAACCGAAUGUUGGACUGGCAUAUAUCCUUUGAAGUGGUCCAUAUUGGAAUAAAAAAUAUCUGAAUCAUGA